This is a messenger RNA of Linum trigynum, 2108 nucleotides long. The record is from the annotation of a GenBank genome assembly. Lineage: Eukaryota; Viridiplantae; Streptophyta; Magnoliopsida; Malpighiales; Linaceae.
GCUAACCCGCUAAGCAAAACGCCAAAAAGGCAAAAACAUACAAAUGUGAAGAGUAUACCUGCAAAAGCAGGCAAAUAUUGGAAUUAUUCAUUGUUAAUCGGCUCAACAGUUCCUGGACAAUCAAGUAAUUUCAGCAUUGCGCACUUAAGAUUUGCUUCUUUCUGUUGUAAAGAUAAACUAUUGCGCACUGGAGAAGAGGGCAUGCAUUAGUAUCGCCUGCGGGCUUGGAGAAAGAAUAUAAGCAAAUUUGCAUCAGAAAGCUCGGACGAGCGGAAAGUGAAGAACAUAGAACGAAAAAAUGGCGGAGGAGGCAGCAGCUGCGAAAGUGUCAUCAAUAUUCAUCUACCCAAUUAAGUCAUGCCGCGGAAUCUCUGUUCCUCAAGCACCUCUCACUCCUACUGGGUUUCGGUGGGAUAGGAACUGGGUGGUGGUGAACUACAAAGGGAGGGCUUACACGCAAAGGGUUGAACCAAAGCUAGCUCUCGUGGAGAUUGAGCUGCCAAAGGAGGCGUUUCUCGAUGGUUUUGAACCCACCAAGAAUUCCCAUAUGAUUAUAAAGGCUCCUGGAAUGCCUGUGCUUUCAAUACCAUUGACGAAACCACAAGAUGUAGCAGAAGGCGUAUCGGUAUGGGAAUGGUCUGGUUCUGCUCUAGAUGAAGGAGGUGAAGCUGCUAAAUGGUUCUCUGAUUACAUUGGGAAACCUAGUAGGCUUAUUCGUUUUGAUGCAGGAUCACAAAUCAGGCCAGUGGAUCCAGAGUAUGGCCGUGGACACAACAUUAUGUUCUCUGACCUCUUCCCUUACAUGCUCGCCUCGCAGGAGUCUUUGGAUGCACUAAACAAGCUUCUGAAUGAACCCGUUCCAAUUAACCGAUUUCGACCCAACAUACUAGUUCAUGGUUGUGAGCCGUUUUCAGAGGACUUAUGGUCUGAGAUUAAGAUAAAUAAGUCGACAUUUGGUGGUGUGAGGUUGUGCUCCCGCUGCAAGGUACCAACAAUCAAUCAGGACACUGGUGUUGCUGGGUCUGAACCAAAUGCAACACUGAUGCAGUUCCGGUCAGAUAAAGUUCUGCGUCCAGACAAGAAACAGCAAGGGAAGGUUUACUUUGGGCAGAACUUAGUUUGGAAGGACAGCGAAUCAGGAUCAGGGAAAGGAAGCAUCAUCAAAAUAGGAGAUCCCAUUUUCGUACUCAGAAAGGUCUCCUCUCCUGCAGAAGCAGCAGCCUGAUGAUCUCGUCGUCUCAAUAAGGUGGUCGUGUCUGUACGAUCUGCGAGUAGUUCACUACUGUGCAAGGAAUUCCAGGCCAUCUCUUACAUGUAUUCCACUUUGUAAUCUGGUGGUCUGCAUCUCUCCUGAAUAAGAAAUUAGGUAUGAAAUGAUGUAACAGGUUUCCCACCUGAAAGUUGGUGUGACAGUGUUUUAACAUGUAGUUCAUGUAUCUCACAAUAAUUCAACAUGUUUGAAUCCUGUAAGUUCCCCUGUCUGUUCAACCAAGGUGGUGACAGUCCUAUAGCUCUUUUGUGGCUCCUGGUUUUGCUUGGCCCAAAUCUGGAAAUCUGCUCAUUUUGGUAGAACCAGCCAUUUGUUACCAGAUGUUAAGGAAAGUUGGAAGUCUUUUUCACCUUAGGAUUUUCAGCAAUGUAUGAGUUUUGAACUGCAACUGUUUCUAAUUUGGCAUACUGAAAGAGAUCAGGAUAGUAAGGCUGGGAGGAUAGAGAAGGCUGAAGGCCGAUCAAAGUUGAAAACUUUAGCAUCCAUGGCUGCCUUUGGUUGACCUGACCACAAGUGGUUUGAACAAAUAAGAAAAAUAGAUUCCUCAAGUUAAGAUGCCCUCGUUGGAAUUGCAUUUGAAGUUGGCACUUUUAGGCCUCAAUUAAAGAAUCUACAAACCUUGACAUCAUCGCCAAGAAGACCUACCAAAUUAGUACACAAAAAUUGAAAACAAAAAACGGUUCAAUACCUAACAACUGAUUUUGGGUGAGGUUAGUGUGCUAAGUUUUUCUUGUUUAACUUUGUCCUAACGUGCAUUUCUGAGUUCUAGAGUAAGCGAAUCGGAAUGAGAAAUUUGAGCGAGAGGGAGAUUGGAAAAAAAUACAUAUAAGAGGUUUAA